AUGUACACUGUACACUCUCAUGAUUCAAUGAUUCACUGUAUUUGCCCAUGUCAUGGCAUCUCCUGCCCCGUCUUCCACGCCCUGCUUGGUGUUGGCCCUAUGAGGUCAGGGUGCGGGUGGAGGGUUGGCCUUCGGGGUGCGCAGGACCAGUGCCCUGCCACCAAGGACGAGUCCGAGUGCAACCGUGCAUUGAAGGAGUUGUGCUCAGCCGAAUGCUGGCAGCAGGCACUUUGUGUGGCGGAUUUGAUGCUGCAACAGUCCUUGAGCCUCACCGAAGGCAAUCGUGAGCUGGAAGCAGCGUUGAGACGCAGGAGCUCCCGUGUGCGGCCACCACCGCCCAAGAGGAAACAGGCCUCCAAGCCUGCUGGUCCCAGACCCGCGGAGCCUCCUGUGGAGGGUGAAGAGCAGGAACCUCAGGCGAAGAGCUACCGGCGCUUACCCAGCGGAGAUGUCUUGAUCGACUUGCACGGGCUGCCGGUGGAGGUGUCCAAGAUUGCCGUGCAGGUGGCCAUCGAGGACCUGGUGCUGGGGCCUCCGGGCGUGCCGGCGGCGGACCAGCUCGGGGCGCUGAUCAUCGUCACCGGCGUGGGCAACAACAGCCCAGGGAACGUGCCGCUGAUCCGCCCGGCGGUGACCUCCUUCCUGAGGGAGGAGCUCUCGCUCAAGGUCCUGGAUAACCGCGAUGGGCCUGGGCGCCUGCGCAUUCCGGCAUCAGAGCUCAGGAAGCUCCGAGGGGUUCCGCGCCCCAAGAGAUGA
Molecule: messenger RNA, 756 nt
Organism: Durusdinium trenchii
Lineage: Eukaryota; Dinophyceae; Suessiales; Symbiodiniaceae
Source: the annotation of a GenBank genome assembly